AUGACGAACCCAUAUCAGCAGCAGCAUGGACCUUCAAAUUUCAUCAGCGGAGACUCUAUAACUUCCGGCGGAUUGCCAGCCCUAAACGCGCGGCGGCCUUCAUACGCAUCCGUAGUCUCCGGCAGCAUAUCAGCGCUGAGUCGACCCGGCCGCUCCGGCUUUUCACAUCUCCUCAACCCCUCGCCCGACUCCGAACAGCACGCGCAUGCGCACGGCGGUAACCCGCACCCGACCGCACAAAACGUACGAUUCGACCCAGACAUGCCGUUUGCUCGGAUCCGGGCCUCAGGUGAGGACAGUGCGGCGAGGUACCACCUGAACCAGGGCACCGAUAACGGCGUAUGGCCGAUCCAGUUCGGAGCCAGGUUUCCCUACUUCUCCAGCGCCUUCGAUCUCUACAUGGGCAAGGACCCGCUCCUCCCCACCGGUUCUGCCGUUCCGGAAGACGGCCGCUUCUUCUCGAGCGCCUCGAUGCCCAACGUCAGCAGCACCGGCUUCCUGGCCCCAUCAUACCUGAGGGGGACAGUCUACCUACAGAAAUUGGAGGAAAAGCACAGGGCAAAGGUCCUUGCAGAGCGGGACGGUAGCGCCUCAAGCGGUACACAAACGGGGCCGGCCGCCGCGGCUUCUUCUUCGAGGCUAGCUAGCAACGGGAGCGCCUCGCACCUCCCCGCGAUCGGCACGAAGGUUUCCGGCUCAACACACAGGGGCGUGGCGUACGAGAUCGUCGAGAAACCCAUGUACCCCGCCGAGGAGGACGAUACCGUCAGCCCGCUGCCGUCGAGAUGGAACAAAGACGACAAGGAGGCCGCGCUGGAGGUGCUGGGCGACGGGUACGAGGUCAGGCAUACGGGGAGGGCGUCGAGCGAACACGAGGCGAGCGCCGUACGGGCGGAUCACCACAUGUCGCCCUCGUGCGGGGUGUACUACUUUGAGAUUACGGUGCUGAACAAGAAGAAGGAUAAUAUGAAGACACCACCAAUCGCCAUCGGCUUUGCGAGUAAGGAGGCUUCGAUAAACCGGGCGCCUGGUUGGGAGCCAGAGUCGUGGGGCUACCACGGCGACGACGGGAACUCGUUCGCAUCUCAGAACGUUGGGAAGCCCUACGCCGAACAGUUCGGAGCCGGUGAUACCGUCGGCUGCCUGGUGAACUUCCGCCUGAACCAUGCGCUGUUCACGAAGAACGGCAGGGAACUGCCGAUCGCUUUCAGAGACAUCAACUUCAAGGAAGUCAAGGGAAAGCUGUAUCCCAUCGUCGGCCUGAAGAAGAAGGAGGACCACAUCAUGGCAAACUUUGGCCAGCGGCCCUUCGUGUUUGAUAUCGACGGGUAUAUGAAGAGACAACAAUCGAUGAUCGAGCAAGAAAUCCGGAGCACCGACACCUCGCGGCUGGUGCCUGGGCUCUCAGAGACGGACCUCAUCCAGCAGCUCGUGCUCCAGUUCCUGCAACACGACGGCUACGUCGAGACGGCACGCGCGUUUGCAGAAGAGCUUCAAGAGGAGCAGACCGCCCUCCGGUUAGACCCCACCCAGCCCGUCCAGGGCAUCAACAUCAAAGACGACGAGGACGCGCACAACCGGCAGCGCAUCCGCCGCGCCAUCUUGGAGGGCGAUAUCGACCGCGCCAUGAGAGACACGGAAACCUACUACCCCACCGUCCUCCGUGACAACGAGCAGGUCUACUUCCACCUGCGCUGCCGCAAGUUCAUCGAGAUGAUCCGCAGCGAAGCGGAGCUGAAUCUCCACCUCGAGGAGCGGCGAGGCGUGGCGGCGAGGAACCACCACUACCACCACCACCAACAACCGCACCGGGAGGCGGACGACAACGACCAGGAAAUGCUCGAGGCCGAACCGCCCGAGUUCGAAGCCGACAUCGCGGCGCCCCGCGACCACGAUAAUGAUAUGGACAUGACCAUGGCCGAGGAGACGGUCGACGCUCCGGGGGUGAGCAAGCUCUCGCAGGAUGCCUUGGUGUACGGCAUGGAGCUGCGAGCCGAGUUCAAGGACGAUCCGCGCCGUGAGACGGCCAAGCAGCUGGACGAGAUCUUCUCGCUGAUUGCCUACCCGAAUCCCCUGAAAGUCAAGGAGGUGGCGCACAUGCUGGAUGGCACGGGACGGGUGGCUGUGGCGGAGGAACUUAACAGCGCUAUUCUGACCUCGCUGGGCAAAUCGUCCCGCGCCGCCCUGGAAAACGUCUAUGCCCAGACGGUUGUGCUACUAGACACGCUGCGUAAAGACGGGGGCGACGGGGCGUUUGUGACGGUGCAGAACGUCGUGGAUUGGAUUCCGCCCUCGAGGUUGCGCUAG
Chaetomium strumarium is the source of this 2307-nucleotide messenger RNA. RefSeq lists its product as uncharacterized. The record is from RefSeq and is a predicted model, not a curated record. The transcript is spliced from 6 exons. The coding region runs from base 1 to 2307 and encodes 768 amino acids. Gene Ontology annotation, molecular function: protein binding. NCBI's taxonomy places the organism in Eukaryota, Fungi, Ascomycota, Sordariomycetes, Sordariales, Chaetomiaceae.